AUGGCGCGAUUUUGGGGCCUUCGAGGCUCUAAGCUGCACUUGGCCAUCUGGGCUGAGGCUUGCUUUGGUGUAAUGAUCUUCGGUUACAAUCAAGCGUCUGCGGGUGGUGUGCUCGCCGAUGUUACCUUCAACAAGCAGUUCCCCCGAAUGGAUACCCUGACGACAACGGGCUCCUUGCAGUCAUACAACGCCAAGAUCCAGGGUACCGUCGUCGCCAUGUAUACGCUUUUUGGUGUGUUUGGAGCUCUAGGAUGCAUCUUUCUCGGUGAUAUUUUAGGCCGUCGGAAAACAAUCUUCAUUGCUAGUAUUGUACAAGCCCUGGGAGCUAUCUUGCAGUCGUCCUCUUUUGCUUUUGAGCAAUUCAUUGUUGGUCGAAUUGUCUUAGGACUCGGCACGGGCGGACUAAUUGCCACUAUCUCUGUCUGGCAGGCUGAAGUCUCAAAAGCAGAGAAUCGUGGUGAGCAUGUGUCCGCCUUUGGGAUCUUCUGUGGAUCUGGUCUUGGACUGGCUCUGUGGGUUGCCUUUGGGAUGAGCUAUACACAGCCGAGCUCAGUCUCUUGGCGCUUUACCAUGGUUUUCACCGUGUUUCUAUCGAUCUUAGUCUGCUCCGGUAUAUUCAAUCUACCGGAGAGUCCUCGAUGGUUGAGCAAAAAGGGGCAUUGGGAAGAAGCGCGAGAAAUUCUCGCGCUUCUACACGACGAGGACCCAUACGGGGAAAGCGUGAAAAAAGAGAUCGAAGACAUUCAAAUCUCUAUUGAGCGCGCUAGCAAAGGCAGUACUGGCGCUAUGUUCAAAAUGGGGCCUCAGCGAACGUUCCAUCGUGUGGUCAUCGCUGCCGUUGCCCAAAUGAUGCUUCAAAUGAGCGGCAUUAAUUCGAUCACAUACUACGCCCCUGCAAUUUAUGAGAACCAGUUACACUUUAGCGGGACAGUCUCUCGUAUCCUAGCGGCUUCAUCCCAGAUUGCUCUAGUUAUAGGAGCAUUCUGCUGUGUCUAUACGGUCGAUAGAUUUGGCCGACGCAGACUGAUGCUAUUUAGCGCAAUUGGGAUGAGUAUUUGUUUUGCCUGCAUUGCCGGCCUCACUUCGAAUCCAGACAAUAAACCCGCUCUCAAAGCAGCUGUUUUCGUCUCGUACCUUUACGUCGUUGUCUACGUCAUGGGAUUUCUUGGCAUUCCAUUCCUAUACGCUAGUGAAAUAGCACCUACUCACCUACGAGCUUCCGUGUGUGGGUUGUCUACUGCUGUCUCCUGGCUUUUCAACUUCCUCGUCGCCGAAGUGACUCCCACGGCCUUUACUAAUAUCGGCUGGAAAUAUUUCCUUGUCUAUUUCGCUUUGAACGCCCUGUUUGUGCCGAUCAUCUAUUUCUUCUUUCCCGAAACCUCGGGACGAUCACUUGAAGAGAUCGACCAAAUUUUCGAAUCUUCGACAUCUAUCUUCGAUGCAGUUGCUGUGGCCAAGAAAUUGCCCAAGCGUCAUCUCGCCGAAUAUCUGCAAGAGGAAAAGGGGUCUGAGAUUGUCAUUCCUGAAGCCUCUCAUAUCGAUGAGGUGGCGUAG
Molecule: messenger RNA, 1554 nt
Organism: Penicillium riverlandense
Lineage: Eukaryota; Fungi; Ascomycota; Eurotiomycetes; Eurotiales; Aspergillaceae
Product: sugar porter family MFS transporter
Exons: 2
Coding region: 1-1554 (517 amino acids)
Biological process (GO): carbohydrate transport; transmembrane transport
Cellular component (GO): membrane
Molecular function (GO): carbohydrate:proton symporter activity
Source: RefSeq, a predicted model, not a curated record